UUAUCCAGUCCAGGGAGUGAAGCAUUGGUUUCUAUUCAGAAUUCACAAUGUUGCUGGAAAGACAUCUUUGGAUUUGCUAGAGCUAAAGAAAAGAACUGGGUGGUUUGAAGUAGAGGGUGAAAACACCGAUAGUGCAGCCUUCCAUGGAACUUGGAGGAGAAAUGAACUCAGCUCACCUGUGAAGCUCUUGCUCUUCCUGAUAUAAGAAGGUGCUGAGAGUGUGAAGUCCCAAACCAACCUCUUUGUGAGACGCCACUGGAACGUCUUGCCAGUGCCAGGAAACCCCCGUCCCCAAGAAACCCAUUGUACCUCAGAGGCUCCCCCAGCUUUCUGUUUUAGGGUGGUGUUUGCAAUGGCAGCUGCAUCUUCACCAUCUCCUGGACAACCAAGGAGCUGAAGCUGAUGGAUCACGUGCUGUCAGCUGGAGCCGUGAUCCCAGUGACCUCAAGCAGAGGAAAGACUGGGGUUAACCCACCAUGCCUUGCUUGCUGCUUCAGCCAUACAGGUCACAGGUGAUGAGAUUGCUGGAGGAGUUGGACCAUUACUCUUCCCUAACCCAACUCAUGUCCAUCUACCAAGCAAUCAACAGGACCACCUUCAACUGGACAGACAGCCGUGUUACUGAGUGGGAGAAAUUUGCCGAGCUGGCCAAAUAUGAGCCAGAAUCCCAGAAACCAACCAUGAAAGCUCUCCUGAUCGUGGCGUACUCAGUUAUUAUCGUCAUGUCUCUCUUUGGGAACAUGCUGGUGUGCCACGUGGUGCUGAAGAACAAGAGGAUGCACUCAGCCACCAGCCUCUUCAUCGUCAAUCUGGCUGUGUCUGACAUCAUGAUCACCCUGCUCAACACACCUUUCACUCUGGUCCGGUUUGUGAACAGCACAUGGAUCUUUGGGAAGGCCAUGUGCCACAUCAGCCGCUUCGUGCAGUACUGCUCCCUGCACGUCUCCACACUGACCCUGACAGCCAUCGCUCUCGACAGGCACCAGGUCAUCCUGAACCCACUGAAGCAGAGGAUGUCCCUGACGAAGGGAGCGCUGAGCAUCUCUGUUAUCUGGCUGAUGGCAACCUGUUUCUCCCUGCCCCAUGCCAUCUACCAAAAGCUUUUCCAGUAUAACUACAGGGAAGCCACUGUCCGGAGUUUGUGCCUCCCUGAUUUCCCUGAGCCCACAGAGCUGGUAUGGAAGUAUCUGGACCUGUCUACAUUUCUCCUUCUUUACCUCCUGCCUCUGCUGAUCAUCACCGUCACCUACACGCGCCUGGCCAAGAAGCUGUGGCUCCGCAAUGCCAUCGGGGACGUCACCACGCAGCAGUACCUCACCCACCACAGGAACAAGAAGAAGAGCAUCAAGAUGCUGAUGCUGGUAGUGGUGGUCUUUGCGGUCUGCUGGUUCCCUCUCAACUGCUACGUGGUGCUCAUCUCCAGUCUGGGCAUCAAGACAAAGAACUGGCUCUAUUUCACCCUGCACUGGUUUGCCAUGAGCAGCACCUGCUACAACCCCUUCAUCUACUGCUGGCUGAACGAGAGCUUCCGCGCGGAGCUCCGGGCGCUGCUGUGCCUCUGCCAGAAGGCCCCGCGGGCUCAGGACCACGUGCUGCCACCCACAUCCUGCCGGGAGGUGUGGAUGGAGCAGGCCAGGUGCAGGAAGGGAACUGCCUCCCAGAACAUCUGCUCCACCAGGAACCUUCCAACAGCCAACACGGACCUGUGAGCCGUGGGGCUGAGGGGAGUUACCUGGGUGUGUGGGACAUCAAAAGGCACCUCCCUGUCUCUCCUCAGAAGCCAACGUUGCUGCUCUGAUGUUUCACUGAUGAUUUUUGGCUGGUCUCGCUGUAGCCCCUCCUAUUGCUUGGCAUGGAGGGUGCACAGCCUCACCAGCACCCUACCAGUAAAGCCCGUGCUGCAGCUGGCCCAGGGAGCAGGAGUGCAUGCAGGGCACAUGGAGCUCCUCAGACAUAGAAAUAUGCUUUUGGGGAUUCUCAUUUAUUGUUAUCAGAGGUAGUGAACCCAGAUUUCUAUCACUGCUCAUGCUGGCCAGAGUCACUGGCCUGGAACACGUGCCACAACAUGGAGCUUGGCACAGCAUCAGAAACAGAUUGUGUUUGAAGGAAGGACUUGGACAUUCAGACAAACUUCAUCCACAGGGAGUUUCACCAGAUAGUUUACAGCAAAGUCUUCUGACAGAGGUAAAGGUUUCCAACAGCAAUUUUUCCCUCAGAUGCUGCUGUUCCUUCUGCCCCAUCUCUGUACCACAGACAGCAACUGGAACCCAGCCCCGAGUGAGAGGAGCAGGGAUGCACCCCAGGAGCCGUGGCUGCAGCCUCAGAUGGCACGGUGAUCAAGUAAUUUAGUCCAUUGAGAAGUUCUUUGUAUUAUAAAUAUAUUAAUUCAGGAAAUAGAGGUACAAUGGCACUCUACGGAAGGCCACAAAAUAUUUCAUCAGAGCUGUAGCAUUCACUCACUGAAGAAUGGAAUCAUUCUGCCUCAUUACUAGUUGCUGUAAAAGUCUCAUUUAAACAACAGGAGGGCAAAAAAGGACCAGAAGGAAUGUCCUGUGAGGAGCAACUGAGGACUCUGGGGCUGUCUAGUUGGUGCAAACCAGGUGACGAAUUCCAGUAGCCCACAGGAGCUGUAGCUGCUGGGGGCAGGGAUGUUCCUGGUCUGCCCUGGCCAUAGCUGGGCAGAGCUUCUGCCCAGGGAGGAAGGGGGGGCCCUGGUGGCUGGAGAUGAUGAGGACGUACUCCCAGCAGUUCCUGGGGCAUGGUGAGCCAGACCAAACAAUGGAAACCAAGGACUGAUAUUUUUUUACCAUUUAUGCAGUGAGAAGGAAUAGGAAAGAAGGGAGGGGGAGUCCUCUCUUCUGGCCACUUGACCUCAGUUGGGUGCAUCCCUGCACCUCGGGUGUGCAUUGCAGUGCCCAAACCAGGAGUGGCAGCAGCAAUGGGUGUAUACUUGGUCCCUGAGGCACCUCGCUUGGAAGUCACAGUUAUUGAACAUGGGAAUUCAAAGCUGCCUGUGCUGGGUGCCAGUGCUGCCCUCCCUCAGUGUACAGCAGGGUCUGUUUUCAGUCAAAAGACCUCAUUGGGAGUUUUUCUAAAUGUUAAAAUUAUCUCUAAUUAUUGAGUAUCACUUCAUUUAAUUAUUAAGAGAAGUGGUCAUUUGCUUUUUUGCUGUUCCUCACCCCUCAUCAGCUUUUGGUGAGGGGCUCUCAAAGGCCAUGAAUUGUCUUUCAUAUUUCUUAGGUUUGUUUUCCUUCCUUUCUUUCUUUAAAUGACUUCAUAACCUUUUUCUGGAGGAAUCAAACACCUCACUCCAAAGUAGUGGGUCUCUCUUUGCACUCCCUUGACCUGCUGCUAAUCCCUGUAGUUAGCCAUCUCUUGCUGUGAGAAAUAACCUGGCUGAUUUUCCUUGGAUCUGUCAAUCGCAGCAUCUCCUCAUUGCUGAAUUUUUCUCCCCUAAAUGGGCAGGAUGUAAGAGCUGACUGUAUCACAUCUCCCUAAAGGCUCAGCUAUCUGGGCUGAUAAUUAUCAAUGCCUGCAUGAGAUUCAGAGCCUCGCAUGCUUCACCCAAUGCCUCGACACUCCCAUAUCACUUGAGGAUACCCUGACUCCCAGCAGCACCCCUCAGCAGUUCUCCGGCAGACAUAGGAUGCAAAACAUCAAAAAAGCCAUAGCCUGAGUGAUGUUUGGCCAGGGCAAGGGCAGUGCCUGAGGGGCAGGAGGCUGCAUCCCUGAUGGACUGCAGGCGAGCAGAGUGCUUACCGAGACAGGCUCUGGAAAAGGGAGUCUGUGAUAUUCGGCUUUUGCUGAGUCUGAGUCAACUCAGCAGGUAAACAGAUGCUGAGACAUUCCUUAAUCUGUCUCUGUUCCCCCCGCCCACCUUUGGGAAUGGCUUCCUGAGCAGAGGCAGAGGCAGCCUGCUGUCCGAGAUCCCUAGGACCAAGGGAGAGCUUCCAGAGACAGGACCAAGGGAGAGCUCCCCGAAGGGGGACUCCGGCUGCCCCGCGUGUGCUCCCGGCCUCAUCCAGACUGUGCUGGUGGGAGCAGGGUCCUGCCCCGGCCUGGGCAGCAGCAGCAGCACGGUUUGGUCCCUGCAGCCCCGAGGCUGGAGCCGGACAGGAGUGUGGAGUGGGAGGAGAAUCCCCCGGGAAGCCCGAGCCGCGUGGAGAGCCCUCGUCCUGCCUGCGGAGCGAACGCUCGACCCGCGCCCUCGGCGGCUGCGGCGCCUCUCGGCAGGCAAAGCCCCGGGAGGCAGAACCCCGAGGGAGAGUUUGGAGGGCAGAUUAUUGAAACACUGAGUCACUACAAGUCUACUCCAGGGAAGCUAUUUGAGCACACACAAAUCAGUGUGCAAAGAUCCAACGAGACAUGUCUGAGUGAUUAACAGCCCAAAUUUAUUAAGGUUAGCUCAUGCCAAAUGCAGCUGAGUGCCUUCAGCAGAGUUGCUGAUGAAGACGAUAACAGGGAACAUAGUGCAAGGGAUACCUGAAUUCCAGAGACAAAUCCUCUUAUAUAGCCCCAUCACAUAAUGAACAAAGAAACCACAACAUGCCAACUAGAUUAACAAAAAGCAAGCAGAAAAAAACCACAAUGAGUCAGAAAAUUAGCUCAGGAAGGAGAAACAGAAUACAAUUAUCAUCAGUUAGCUCUUCAAGUGAAAAACAGUAUGGAGGGGCUGGCCAAAGCAUGCUGCAGAGAAAAAUGGGAAUGUCCUCUGUUAAAUCCAGCACAAGUCCUGGGAAGUAGGGGUAUAGGUGAGCCAGAGUCAGACCAUCAUUUUGCAUUGAGAAAUAACUUGGCAGCUUGGGUCAUUCAUGGACCAGGUGAGGAAGAGGGAGGAAGGAACCUGGACGUGAGGCACACCCCAAAUUCCCGCGUGGGCGAUGAUGUGCAGCCGCCCUGUGCCCCAGGCAGCAGGAGAGCACCUCCCUCAAGUCAGGGCACACAGCUCUGCCCUCUCACCGACUGCAAAUUCAGCCUGCCUGCCCCCCCAUAGAACCCCCUGCUCUCCACAGAACCCACCUGCACCCCAUAGAACCAGCCUUCUCCCCCCCCCUCAGCCCCCACUGCCUCCCCCUGCCACUCCUCCUGCACUGUGGUGGGCAGAGGAACACUUCUGAUCUCCCAGACUUUGGAUGGAGCCCAGACAGGAAUACCGGCAGGUGAGGGCAGGUUUAGCACCAGGCACAGGGUGCAGUCAGUGCUUGGUUUGAAGACUGUUGGCAUUUCCCAAGUGAUCCCCACCCCAAUUCCAAGGUCUGUUCCUGAACUGCUCUCCCAGGGUGAUGCCUGAAUGCUCCCAGUCCUUGGCUCUUCCCGAUCUAUGCUGAGCAGGUACAUCAGAGGCCAGACCAUGGGUUCUGUUAGGGGAUAGUUUAUGAUACCUAACAAAAAUGAUGGCAGCAAGUUUCAGAGCAGCAGAUUUUGUACCUAUUUUUGAGACAGGAAAAAUAUUUGCUUGUGGCCUCAUCCUGUCUCAGGCAGUUUCCCACAGGAAUUAAGCGAUCAAUUAAUCAAUGGCCUCAACCUUUUGCAGCUUCUUUCUCCUUCCACAGCUUAUUUUGACCUUUUACUGGUAAUACAUGCCAAACAUGGCAGAAUUCAGAAUAUAACAAGUGCCUGAAUCACUUCCAUGAUGGAUUUACCACAGUUCCAUUAGUGGGGACCUGCAGCAGGCUGGGUGGCCCUGGGCUGUUUUGGAUAGUUUCACUUGCUUCUGAACUGUGAUACACUGCUUGGACCUUCCACCUUCAGAUUAAUAAACCGAGUCCCUCCUAAGGACUGGAAAAGAAUCAAGUUUUAGUUUUUACCAUUGUAGUAUUUCCUUCACAAUAUGUUGUCUUUCGUGAACCCCUCUUCACAGGCCAGUUAUUCACCUGCUUGUCUCUAAUUCCUGCCCUGUUCUGAAAUGAAAUGCACCAGUUGCUCGUGCUGACGAACAGUGACUGACACCAAUGGUUCCCACAUGGAGGUGGCCAUGGCUGCAUUCCAAAUAAACUCUCCCAUGCAGUGUCCCUUCCCUCUUUACAUUCACAUUUCUAUGGUAGGAUAUCGAUUUUUUUCCCUUUAUUAAAUUAGAAGGUUCAUUUUAAGAAACCUGAAGCUGACUUGAGCAUAAGGGUACCUCUGUUCUAUUUGAGAGAAUUACAUUAACUUGCCUUCCUUCACCUUCCAUUCAGGGGAAUAUAAGUAUUCUGCUGUCCUGCACAGCUUGCAGGGCAUGAUGUAGGAAUAUUCAUUCUCCAGGAGAACUGUUACGAUUAACAGAGCUAAUAAAGACCAUAAAUAUUUAGCAAUGUAUUCAAACAUCUCACCUAUAAAUGGGAACAGAUUCAUUGCUUGACUUAUUCUCCACUUCUUUGUGAAGCUCAGUUGUCUAAUACUUUGUUUUUCCCUUGUUUCCUCUGAUCACUGUGAAGAAAGGAGAGACUGAGGGGGAAGGUGGGACAAGUGUCCUGUUUUCCUGUCUGUACUGCUGAGCAUUGCUAACACGUUCUCUGCUCCCCCUCCCUGUACAAAGUGGGGGAUAGGAGCCUUUCCUCCAUUUCAUUUUGAUCUGUACUGCUGUGUGUUCACACACACACACGUUCCUGACACCGAGCUGCCGUUUCAAAUGCUUUCCAUGGCACAGGUUCUGCAGGGCUGGAGCACGACCCUGUCGGUGCCCGGGGCAGGGGAUGUGCUUCGGGAGGACCUCUGGGCAGGAGCGGGGUGAGAGCCCGGUGAGCA
This is a messenger RNA of Corapipo altera (White-ruffed manakin), 6726 nucleotides long. Its product is annotated as probable G-protein coupled receptor 83. The record is from RefSeq and is a predicted model, not a curated record. Bases 477 to 1709 code for a protein of 410 amino acids. The transcript has 6 exons. Gene Ontology annotation, biological process: neuropeptide signaling pathway. NCBI's taxonomy places the organism in Eukaryota, Metazoa, Chordata, Aves, Passeriformes, Pipridae. Gene Ontology annotation, cellular component: membrane. Gene Ontology annotation, molecular function: neuropeptide Y receptor activity.